Penicillium longicatenatum is the source of this 864-nucleotide messenger RNA. RefSeq names its product DUF1774 domain-containing protein. Bases 1 to 864 code for a protein of 287 amino acids. NCBI's taxonomy places the organism in Eukaryota, Fungi, Ascomycota, Eurotiomycetes, Eurotiales, Aspergillaceae. The record is from RefSeq and is a predicted model, not a curated record. The transcript is spliced from 3 exons.
AUGGCGAACUACAACCCUUUUGCUCGUCGUGAGACUCACAAUAUCCAUGCACUGAAUACCUAUCGGGUCCUUGUACCCCUCACAUGGGCGCUGGUCGUCAUCGUCGGAAUUUACUACUCUAUCCACUCGCCAGAUGAUACUAAGGGUAGCAAGAAGAUCUGGAAGCAGGUCAAGAAGCACGAUACACCGUUUACACAGAACAAGACUGUGACUGAGAUCUACUGGGUCCUCUUACUCCUCUCGCAGCUCAGCUAUGUGUGGCACCUCUUCCACAAUGAGGCCGCCAUCGUAGCAUCCGCUGCUAAUGUUGCCACCCACUUUAUCCUGAACAACCUAUUCGUCCUCUCCUGGAUCUCGCUCUGGACUCGUAACCAUUUCUGGGGUGCCGAGAUUAUUCUGAUGGCCCAUUUCAUCAACCAGAGCGUUGCUUACUGGCGCCACAAGAAUCUUCCAGACUUUGUGCACCUACCCGCUGUCGCAGGUCCCUAUGCCUGGACCAUAUUCGCACUCUUCUGGAACGGGGCUGUUGCCGUGCACAGCCAUAACCUUCCUGGCCGUAUUGUAGCCAAUAUCUUCAUCUGGGCUAUUCUGUUUGUGGGACUAUUCCACAUCACACUGCGCCAGGAUCAUAUUCUGGGUUACUGUCUCAGCUUCCUCAGUUUGUCGCUGGCGAUCCAACAGUUCUCGAUCAAGAUCAUUGCCUUGCAAUGGAUCUUUGCCUUUGUGGUCUUCGCCGUAUUCACUGUGGUCUCGCUAUAUAUCUCGACUACUAAGUAUACUGGACGCGACUCGCUAUUCCGUCGUGUCGCCCACCCCGAAAGCAGCGAUCGUGAGAGACAGCCUUUGCUCAACGAAGGGGUUUAA